AUGGAAUCAAUCUCUAUGAUGGGAAGUCCUAAGAACCUCAAUGAAACUUUUCUACCAAAUGUUGCCAAUGGCAUCAAGGAUGCCAGGAAGAUCACAAUAGGCAUCAUUGGAAGCGGAGACUUUGCUAAGUCAUUGACAAUUAGGCUUAUCAGAUGUGGGUAUCACGUGGUCGUAGGAAGCAGAAACCCUAAGCUUGCUGCAGAGUUCUUCCCCCAUGUGGUUGAUGUCACUCACCAUGAAGAUGCAGUAGCAAAAACAAACAUCAUUUUUGUAGCCAUACACAGAGAACAUUAUGCCUCUUUGUGGGACCUCAAGCAUUUACUCGCUGGUAAAAUUCUGAUUGAUGUCAGCAAUAAUACAAGAGUAGACCAAUAUCCGGACUCCAAUGCAGAGUAUUUGGCAUCACUUUUCCCAGAUUCCCUGGUUGUCAAAGGAUUCAAUGUUGUUUCAGCUUGGUCACUGCAGUUAGGACCAAAGGAUGCCAGCAGACAGGUCUAUAUAUGCAGUAACAAUGUUCAGGCUCGCCAUCAAGUGAUUGAGCUUGCCCGUCAGCUCAGUUUUAUUCCUAUUGAUCUGGGGGCAUUGUCAUCUUCAAGGGAGAUUGAAAACUUACCUCUGCGUCUCUUCACACUCUGGAAGGGGCCUGUAGUGAUUGCCAUUAGCCUGGCAACAUUUUUCUUCAUCUAUUCCUUCGUCAGAGAUGUAAUCCAUCCAUACAUGAGAAAUCAGCAGAGUGACUUCUACAAGAUCCCCAUUGAGAUCGUGAACAAGACUCUACCAAUUGUUGCUAUCACUUUACUUUCUCUAGUAUACUUAUCAGGACUUAUUGCAGCUGCUUAUCAGCUUUACUAUGGUACAAAGUAUAGGCGAUUUCCACCUUGGCUGGACAACUGGCUCCAGUGUCGAAAGCAGCUCGGACUGCUCAGCUUUUUCUUUGCAACAGUGCAUGUGGCAUACAGCCUCUGCUUGCCUAUGAGGAGAUCGGAGCGAUACUUGUUCCUCAAUAUGGCAUAUCAACAGGUUCAUGCAAAUGUUGAAAAUUCUUGGAAUGAGGAAGAAGUGUGGCGAAUUGAAAUGUAUAUCUCCUUUGGAAUAAUGAGUCUUGGAUUGCUUUCUUUGCUGGCAGUAACUUCCAUCCCUUCAGUAAACAGUGCCUUAAACUGGAGGGAGUUCAGUUUUAUUCAGUCUACACUUGGAUAUGUUGCUCUGCUCAUAAGUACGUUCCAUGUACUGAUUUACGGAUGGAAGAGAGCUUUUGAAGAAGAAUAUUACAGAUUUUAUACACCACCAAAUUUUGUUCUUGCCCUUGUUCUGCCUUCCAUUGUAAUUCUAGGUAAGAUUGUUUUCCUUUUGCCAUGUGUAAGUAGGAAACUGAGGAGAAUUCAAAGAGGAUGGGAGAAAAGCCAUGUUAUAGAAGAAGCAAGUGGGUCUGUUCCACAUCUCUCCCCAGAAAGAAUAACUGUGAUGUGA
This is a messenger RNA of Egretta garzetta (little egret), 1470 nucleotides long. It is a transcript of the gene STEAP2, whose product is annotated as STEAP2 metalloreductase. Gene Ontology annotation, molecular function: cupric reductase (NADH) activity; ferric-chelate reductase (NADPH) activity. NCBI's taxonomy places the organism in Eukaryota, Metazoa, Chordata, Aves, Pelecaniformes, Ardeidae. The transcript is spliced from 4 exons. Bases 1 to 1470 code for a protein of 489 amino acids. The record is from RefSeq and is a predicted model, not a curated record. Gene Ontology annotation, biological process: copper ion import. Gene Ontology annotation, cellular component: endosome; plasma membrane.